AUGAAUUUUCUGAUAUUUUCCCUGAUUUUUCUUCCAAUUUCCUUUGCAAUUUCGAUUCCAAAAAUUCCAAAAAUCCAUCAACAACAAAAUUCAAAUCGUAAGUCUUCUACAGUACACCUACAGUACUCCAAAUCAAAAUUUUCCAGCCAAGACCCAAGCUAUCGAAAAUUUCAAGACUUUGGUUUCCAAAUUUUUGUCGGACGCGCAAAUUUCGAAAUCAAUCGAUAUUUUUGCGGUUGGUGUGCAUAAAGGUCAUAAAUUGGAGCAGGUUUUUGAAAGUACGGUAAACAGGGGUACUGUAGUUUGGGACACUGUAUCUACGAAAACCUUUGCAGUUUGACAGUAAUUUUUGUAGUUCGAAGUACUGUAGCUCUUCAAAAACACCCUGGAUUUUUGCAGUUCGGAAAAUAUACAGUAUCCCUAAACUGCAAAAAAUACAGUACACUUUUAAUUUUGCAGUACUGUAGUUGUAAAGAAUCCUAGAAUUUUGCAGUUCGAAAAAAAACAGCUAUAGUAACCCGAGCUGCAAAAAACUCUUUAAAAUCUCGAGCUACAGUGAUCCGAACUGCAAAACAAUGUUUGAAAAUUAACUACAGUAGCCGAACUGCAAAUUUUCAUGUUUUUAUGGAAAAACUCGAUUUUUUAAUAAAAAAUAAACUACAGAAACACGAACUGCAAAAGCUACAGUAACCCGAACUGCAAAAAAGCCAUGAAAUCUCGAGCUACAGUAAUCCAGAGGCUUUUGUGAGUACAGUACCCCAAACUGCAAAUAAACUACAGUACCCGCCUCCCCCGAACUACAAAUCUACCGUACCCCAUUCCAGACAUCGCCACAUUUCUGCACAAAAAUCUAACCUCCUCUCAACUCUCCUCGCUCGUCAAAUCUCGAAAACAACUCUCGCAAAAAUUCUCGUCUCCCGAAAAAUUGGCCAAAAUCGAAUCGCAAAUCCAGCGAAUGAUAAUCUAUUCAAUCGAUCCGGCAGCCGAACAAAUACAUCUAAAUGCCCGUCAACCUUCAGCCGCAUUUUCUCUAAUUUCCGCCACUUUGAAUCCAAAAUUUGUGGCGAGUUUGAGGGAUUUGAUUGAAGAUGUGCUCGGCGAGCAAAUUUAUGAGCAAUUCAAGAAAGUUUAUAGCCCUGAAAUUGUAUAUUUAUAA
Caenorhabditis angaria is the source of this 1156-nucleotide messenger RNA. The record is from the annotation of a GenBank genome assembly. NCBI's taxonomy places the organism in Eukaryota, Metazoa, Nematoda, Chromadorea, Rhabditida, Rhabditidae.